Molecule: messenger RNA, 8590 nt
Organism: Sinocyclocheilus rhinocerous
Lineage: Eukaryota; Metazoa; Chordata; Actinopteri; Cypriniformes; Cyprinidae
Gene: chd5
Product: chromodomain helicase DNA binding protein 5
Exons: 40
Coding region: 228-6164 (1978 amino acids)
Biological process (GO): chromatin remodeling
Cellular component (GO): nucleus; chromatin; NuRD complex
Molecular function (GO): histone binding; ATP hydrolysis activity; chromatin binding
Source: RefSeq, a predicted model, not a curated record
UUUCUUAUUUUCAGACUGGAGGAUUUGGAUAGAGAAGAGGGAGAAAGGGAAAUAUUUUUUUUUAACUGGGCAGCCAUCUUUUAUUUUAUUGAGACCAUAUUAAAAGAAAAUUAGCCUCACCUUCAGUGGACGUCUCCUCUGAAGCUGAAAAUCUGGGCAUUCAGAGGGUUAAGUUUCAGGACUUUAUUCCUGUAUCUCGGAUGUGAUUUUCUUGUUAUGCGGUAAAGAUGCCCGGAUCGCUAAGCAAUGAAGAUGAGGGGCAAGACGAUAUGGAUUUUGAGGACGAUGUGCCAGAUGAGGAUGAGGAAGGUGAAAGUCAGAGGAGUGUUCCCCUGACACCCUUAGAGAGGUUCUUCUCUGAGGAUGAUUCGGUUAAACAACAUAAAAAGAAGAAACCCAGCAAGAUAAUGGAAGGAAAGGAACCCAAAGUUAAGAAAAAGAAGAAGAAGGAGGGGCUUCCUAGUGGGCUAGAUGACAUGUCAGACAGAGAGGAUCAUGGUCACAGGUCAGGAAGUGAGAGCAGCACCUUCAGCUCCCUGAAGAAGAAAAAGAAAAAGCCCAAAGAGAAGAAGGAGAGGAAAACAAAACAGCGAAAGAAAGAUGAUGAUGAGGAUGAUGAUGAUGACGAUGAUGGAAACUUAAAGGAGCCAAAGUCAUCCAGUCAGCUGAUGCAAGAGUGGGGUCUUGAAGAUGUGCAGUAUGCCUUCUCAGAGGACGACUAUAAAACCAUAACCAACUACAAAGCCUUCAGCCAGUUUCUUAGACCUCUCAUUGCCAAGAAGAACCCCAAGAUCCCCAUGUCAAAAAUGAUGACGGUGCUUGGAGCAAAGUGGAGAGAGUUCAGUGCAAACAACCCUUUCAAAGGCACCUCUGCAACUGCUGUAGCGGCUGCUGUAGCUGCUGCUGUGGAAACUGUCAAUGUGGCUCCGCCCAUCUGUAUUAGAAGUAUCCAACAGAUCUCACCAUCUGGCCCAAUCAAAAAAGCCAAAACCAAAGAGGGAAAGGGGCCUGGUGCUAAAAAAAAAAGUAAGCCAGUGAAAGAAACAAAAAAGAAAGGGAAACAGAAGAAGUCCAAAUCGAAAGCAGGCCAGGGUGGAAAAAGGAAAAAAGGCUCUUCGAGCGAGGAGGAUUUCCUGGAUGACUUUUCAGACUUUGAUGACAUCAGCAUUCACAGUGCCUCUGUACGCUCAGACACUUCAGCGGCACCCAAAAAGAAGUCAGCCCGACAAGGACGAAAAAAAAGAAAAAGAGAGGAUGGAGACGGCUACGAGACAGACCAUCAAGAUUACUGUGAGGUUUGUCAGCAGGGAGGAGAGAUCAUUCUAUGUGACACCUGUCCCAGAGCAUAUCACCUGGUGUGUCUGGAUCCAGAACUGGAGAAAGCCCCUGAGGGCAAAUGGAGCUGCCCCCACUGCGAAAAAGAAGGCAUUCAGUGGGAGGCCAAAGAUGAUGAGGAGGAGGAAGACGAGGUUGCUGGUGAGGAGGAAGAUGACCACAUGGAGUUCUGCAGAGUGUGUAAGGACGGAGGAGAGCUGCUGUGCUGUGACACCUGCCCUUCCUCCUACCACAUCCACUGUCUCAACCCACCACUUCCUGAAAUUCCCAAUGGAGAAUGGCUGUGUCCACGAUGCAUGUGUCCACCACUAAAAGGCAAAGUCCAGAAGAUUCUGCACUGGGUGUGGAGCGAUCCUCCUCUACCACCUGAGGUUCCCUUUGGGCGAGAUGGAGAGAAGGUGGAUGGUUUGGCUAAAAUGCCCCUAAAGGGUCGUCCAGAGAGGCAGCUGUUUGUGAAAUGGGCUGGGCUGUCCUACUGGCACUGCUCCUGGGUCAGCGAACUACAGUUGGAGCUAUAUCACUCAGUAAUGUACCGUAACUACCAGCGGAAGAACGACAUGGACGAACCACCACCAUACGACUAUGGCUCUGGGGAGGAGGAACUUAACAGUGAGAAGAGGAGGAGCAAAGACCCUCAGUAUGCAGCCAUGGAGGAACGUUUCUACCGUUACGGCAUCAAGCCGGAGUGGAUGAUCAUUCACCGGCUCCUCAACCACAGUUUUGAUAAGGAUGGAGAUGUACACUACCUGAUUAAGUGGAGAGAUUUGCCGUAUGAUCAGUGCACCUGGGAGGCUGAUGACUUUGACAUCCCAGAUUAUGACAGCUUUAAACAAGCCUACUGGGACCACAGGGAUCAUGUGCUCGGUGAAAGCCAUCACCCCCUGCUGUUCAGAAAGGGAAAGAGACUCAAAGAGGAAGGAAAGAGGAGAGAACCUCCACCAGACACUCCAGUUGUGGAUCCUACCAUCAAGUUUGAACAGCAGCCAUGGUACAUUGAUGACACAGGGGGAACUUUGCACCCAUACCAACUGGAAGGCCUGAACUGGUUGCGAUUCUCUUGGGCCCAAGGAACCGACACAAUCUUGGCUGAUGAAAUGGGGCUUGGCAAGACUGUGCAGACUAUAGUGUUCCUGUACUCACUCUACAAAGAGGGUCACUCCAAAGGGCCGUUUCUGGUCAGUGCGCCACUCUCCACCAUCAUCAACUGGGAGAGAGAGUUUGAGAUGUGGGCUCCGAAUUUCUACGUUGUGACUUACAUAGGGGACAAAGACAGCAGGGCUGUCAUACGUGAGAAUGAAUUUACCUUCGAGGACAGCACCGUCAAAUCAGGUCGCAAGGUUUUCCGCAUGAAGAAGGACGCACCGAUAAAGUUUCAUGUCCUGCUGACAUCAUAUGAACUGAUCACCAUUGAUCAGGCAAUACUUGGCUCCAUUACCUGGGCCUGUUUGGUUGUGGAUGAAGCCCACCGACUGAAGAAUAACCAGUCAAAGUUUUUCAGAAUUCUGAAUGGCUACAAAAUCUACUAUAAGCUGCUCCUGACAGGAACCCCUUUGCAGAACAAUCUCGAAGAGCUUUUUCACCUGCUCAACUUUCUCACCCCAGAGCGCUUCAAUAACCUGGAGGGCUUUCUGGAGGAGUUUGCGGACAUCUCGAAAGAGGACCAGAUUAAGAAACUACACGACCUGCUGGGGCCACACAUGCUCAGGAGACUGAAGGCAGAUGUGUUUAAAAACAUGCCGUCAAAAACUGAGCUUAUAGUGCGAGUAGAGCUCAGCCCAAUGCAGAAGAAAUACUACAAGUUCAUUUUAACACGGAACUUUGAGGCAUUGAAUUCCAAGGGAGGAGGGAACCAGGUGUCUCUUCUUAACAUCAUGAUGGACUUGAAGAAAUGCUGCAAUCAUCCCUACCUGUUUCCAGUGGCUGCAAUGGAAGCUCCAGUCUUACCCAAUGGUUCUUAUGAUGGCAACCUCCUGGUGAAAUCCUCAGGAAAACUCACCCUGCUUCAGAAGAUGCUCAAAAAACUGAAAGAUGAAGGGCACAGGGUUCUCAUCUUCUCUCAGAUGACAAAGAUGCUAGAUCUGCUAGAGGACUUCCUGGAGUUUGAGGGGUAUAAAUACGAGCGUAUUGAUGGGGGCAUCACAGGGGGGCUGCGACAGGAAGCCAUCGAUCGCUUUAACGCACCCGGGGCUCAGCAGUUCUGUUUUCUGCUGUCUACACGUGCUGGAGGAUUGGGUAUUAAUCUGGCAACUGCAGACACUGUGAUCAUAUAUGACUCUGACUGGAACCCACAUAAUGAUAUUCAGGCAUUUAGCAGGGCACAUCGUAUCGGGCAAAAUAAAAAGGUGAUGAUCUAUCGCUUUGUAACUCGGGCAUCCGUAGAGGAGCGUAUUACCCAGGUAGCCAAGCGAAAGAUGAUGUUAACCCAUCUGGUGGUGCGUCCCGGCUUGGGCUCUAAGACGGGCUCCAUGUCCAAACAGGAACUAGACGACAUCCUCAAGUUUGGCACUGAGGAGCUUUUUAAAGAUGACGCGGAAGCUGCCAAAGCGAUGGGAGAUAAUAAAGAAGGAGAUGAGGGCAGUGUGAUCCACUACGAUGAUAAUGCCAUUUCCAAACUGCUGGACCGUAGCCAGGAUGCCACCGAAGACACAGAGAUCCAGAACAUGAACGAGUACCUGAGCUCAUUCAAGGUGGCUCAGUAUGUUGUGAGAGAGGAGGACGGAGAGGAAGAGGUCCAGAGGGAGAUUAUUAAGCAGGAAGAGAAUGUUGAUCCAGACUACUGGGAGAAGCUCUUGAGGCACCAUUACGAGCAGCAGCAGGAGAAUUUAGCCCGGAACCUGGGCAAAGGGAAACGCAUCCGCAAACAGGUCAACUAUAAUGACGCCUCUCAGGAGGACCAAGAGUGGCACGAUGAUCUUUCAGAUAAUCAAUCUGAGUACUCCGUCGGGUCCGAGGAUGAGGAUGAAGAUUUUGAGGAACGUCCUGAAGGAGGACGCAGACAAUCUCGCAGACAGUUGAAGAGCGAUCGGGACAAACCAUUGCCACCGCUGCUGGCUAGAGUUAGUGGAAACAUAGAGGUUUUGGGAUUUAACGCCCGGCAGCGGAAAGCCUUCCUGAAUGCGAUUAUGCGCUGGGGUAUGCCCCCACAGAAGAUCUCAGACAACUCAGAAAACUCUUCUGAUAAUGUGUGUGAGCCAGGGGCAGAUGGAGCAGAGACAUUUGCAGAUGGAGUCCCGAGGGAAGGCAUAUCCCGCCAACAUGUUCUCACCCGGAUUGGUGUCAUGUCUCUGGUCCGCAAGAAGGUUCAGGAGUUUGAGCAUGUGAAUGGGAAGUUUAGUACACCAGAUUUGAUUCCUGUGGGAUUGGAGCUGAAAAAACUUACUGAAAGUGUCUCAUCGGACCCCAAUACGCCUGUUCCUGCCAGUCCGGUUCCGACUCAACCCAGCACACCUGUUCCUUCAGAAAAGACAGGGUCAGUGUCCGGUUCUCAAGAAGACAAGGAGAUUACAGAACCAGAGAGUACCAAAUCGCUGGACCCUGAGCAGCCAGUUAUGCCAGAACCCUCCACUGCACCAGAGAAAACCAAUGAGGGAGAAGAACCAAAAAGCGGAAGUCCAGAAGGAAAAGGAAUGGAAGAGACCGAGAAGAAUGACACCCCAAUUGUCCAUUCAGAGCCAUCGCCGCUUAAUAAACCUAGUGAGCAGUCAGCCAAUCAGACACCUUUAGACUGUGGUAAAGGGAAAGAAACUUCUCCGGAGAGAGGGGAAAAUAAACCCAGCCCAGCAAAAAUAGAUGAUAAGGAGCAAAAACCAGUUUCUGCAGCCAUUCCUGAUGAUUUAAAAUCUGAAGACCCCCCUGAGAACCAACUGAAUGGAGAGAAAGACACGAGGGACGACGUGGAUGAGAGCCACAGAGAUGACAAGAACAGCAUCAAGACUCGUUUCAUGUUUAACAUCGCAGAUGGAGGAUUCACAGAAUUACACACGCUAUGGCAGAACGAGGAACGCGCAGCUGUGUCAUCUGGCAAAAUGUACGACAUCUGGCACCGUCGCCAUGACUACUGGCUGCUAGCUGGCAUCGUAACACAUGGCUAUGCCCGCUGGCAGGACAUUCAGAACGACCCACGGUACACCAUCCUCAAUGAGCCUUUCAAGACUGAAAUGCACAAAGGGAACUACUUAGAAAUGAAGAAUAAAUUUCUUGCCAGACGUUUUAAGCUCCUGGAACAGGCUUUGGUAAUUGAGGAGCAGCUUCGGCGCGCGGCAUACCUGAAUAUGACUCAGGAUCCCAGUCACCCCACCAUGGCCCUCAACACACGUUUCACAGAGGUGGAGUGCCUGGCUGAGUCCCAUCAGCACCUCUCCAAAGAGUCACUGGCUGGUAACAAGCCAGCCAAUGCUGUGCUGCACAAAGUGUUGAAUCAGCUGGAGGAGCUGUUAAGCGAUAUGAAGGCUGAUGUGACGCGGUUGCCCUCUAUGCUUUCGCGGGUCCCACCCGUGUCGGCCCGGCUCCAGAUGUCAGAGCGGGGCAUCCUCAGCAGACUCACCAGCCGGGGCAACGAGCCGCCACCUCAGCAGCCUUUCCCUCAGGGCUCUUUCGGCUGUUCUCAGAUGUAUAAUAGCGGUUUCGCCGGAGGUUUCCGUGGACCUGGAGGCACUGCGAUGGUGAACUACAGCCAGAUGCCCCUGGGGCCGUACCUCAGCGUGUCCUCAAACGGACCUCCAACCCCAACCAGCCACCUAGAGAAGAAGUCCAGUGAUGCUCUGCGAGAUGUGGCCACACCUGAUUUGAAAUCAGGCAAGCCUAGCGAUGUUAUAUGCAUUGAGGACUAGCACGCAGCCAUUCCGUACUCUUUCUGUACAAUACCUAUGGACAAAACUGUGGAGAACUCCUCUAAACUAUGAAUAUUAAACAGCAAACCUUAUCAGUUGUACUUUUGUCUUUCAGAAUCUGUACUUGUACACGCCUGUAAGUUUUAUUCAGCAGAGUUCAGUUCUCUUUCAUUCUUUUUCAACUUCUGCGAUACGAAAGUCUUGAUCGAUUAAGGAGAGACUAAGGACGCUUAUGAAGAGGGCACCAUUGUUCUCACAGUCCUCUUUAGUUUUUUUUUAAUUAUUAUUAGAAUUAUUAUUUUUGCAUCAUGACUUGUUUUUCUUGGCCAUGAAGGACAUUUUCAUCUCUGCUAAUGAGCCAUCUGGAGGUGCAACUACUUUCUGGCCAGUUCAAGGACUGGACGUCCCACCUCUACAGCCUGUGCUUUGCUCCUGGCUCUGCUCAUGGAUUGUGUAUUGUUGCUGCCCCUGCAGGUUAUUGCUGUGUAGUGCAUCUAAAGACAGAAUAGUGCAAUGACUGUCAUUUUCUCUGGAAAACUUAAGAUGAUUUUACAGUACGUCACAACUAAUGUUUGCUUUUUGAAUUGUACUGGAUUGUUUUUUAAGUUUACAUUCCUCUUUAAAGAGAAAAAUAGAGUUGACCAUGAAGGUUAAAAAGGUGCUCUCAGUAAUUUUUUCAUUUGUAAAAAUUUUGAAAAAAAAGAGUGUACGCUUAAAAUUAUCAGUAUACUAAGAAAAAGCUUAUUCACAUGGAGUUGAACUGCCUCGCGUUAGAUCACAUGACCUACUAAAUAAUACUCACAAAAAUUGCACCUUGAAAGGAUAGAGCAGUAUUAAAUCAAUGGCAAAUGAAAUGUUUCAUGAACUAUGAGCUGAUCGUUUGAAAAUCUUGAAAAAAAUUAACACAACUUUAAUGGAAUGUUUCAUUUUAAAUGCAACGUGAACGCUAUUAAAAUCAUCUGGCAAGCUGUUGAAUACUUCAAAAAUAUUUUGAUAUGUCCCUUGGUUUGUAAAAAACAAAACAAAACCAUUUCAAGAAAUUAAUUUGCAAUGGAAAUAUAUGGGAUAAUUAUACAGACUUUUAACAUGGAGCAAACUCUGCCCACAAUUCCAUAAGCCUGGAAAUGUUGAAAUUAUAUUCUAUUAUUGUUAUGUACUUUUAUUAUAUUAUAUUCAUGCAAUCAACAGCAUGUCUGGAAUAUUUCUGUUUUUAAUUUCUGAAUUAUGUUCCACAGGGAGAUUUGUGCAUUGUUUCAACCAUGUUCUUGAAUUCCUCACAUUCAGAUGUUUUUAAUUUGUAAACUUAAUGCUCCCCAUUUUGUAUUAUUAAUAUCAUAUCCUUUUAUUGUCAGAUGCAUUUUGCUUGACAUUUUGUGAAUUGCUGAAAACUUGGACCCUAAGUGCGUUGGUUUUACUAGGCCAAGCUUAUGGAUAGUAUUGACAUGAUUGUUCUGGUGCCAUAAGUGGUGUGGAUAUGAAUUGUUUUUUGUUUCAAUUUGAAAUAAUAUGCCUUGUGUAUCUGUUUUUAAGCAGCGCACUUUAUAUGGAGAUCAGAUGUUUCCAUAGAGACGGCAUCUCUUAUGGGCCAUUUCAAACGCAGUAGAAACCUCUUUAAAUAACUUGUAUACUCAGUUUCAGUCUGUGGUAUGUCAUGUUAAUUAAUGUAGACAACGUAUUUUGUUUGUAUUCUGCAUCUCAGCAUCAAUGUAAAUGGCACUGAAGUGUCAUGGCUGACCGUAAACGUGAUCAUAGCUUUUUUUGCAGUAGUUUUAACUUAAGGGGUUCAUGAUGAUGAUCAUUUUUGUAUAAACUAUGAAUGUGGAAAAAAUGCAGUUAAAUGUUCACACGCACACUUGCGCUAGAAAAAACUCAUGAUUUCAAUGAAACACAAAGACAGCCUCAAGAGUCAAGGGAUCUUAAAUCCAAGGUUAUAAAGAGAGUGUCAGCAGCAUAAAAUGUGUUGUGAAAUUAAGUUUUGUUUUAAUCCUGUGUGAUGAGUUUACACCAUUUCAUUUGUACUUUUUAUCACAGUAUUGAUACUGACAUUAAGCUCUAUUUAAAGGCAAUCAAACUGAAGCCAAAAUGAAUGUAUGAAGUAAUUAAAAAGCUUCAGUCUAAUAUUAGAAGUCUUUUCAGUCAAGUACACUAGGCUUCAAAAGCUACCAAAAGACCCUGGUCAAGACACCUUUGUUGCAACGAACGCAUAACAUGUGAGAUGUCUUUAGACUACUUUUGACCAGAGAGAUCUUUGUCCUGGUCUCUAAACAGCUGUGGAAAAAAAAAAAAACAGUAAACAGUAUUGUUAUUCUGCAGUGAUAAGAAUAUCAAAAACAGAUAAAUGAACUACCGUCAUUUUACUUUGUACUCAGUGUAUUUCAGGGCUGUCCAAACUCGGUCCUGGAGGGCCGGUGUCCUGCAGAGUUUAG